GCGGUGUAUGAAAGGUUGUCGCCAUUUUGUAUUAUGAAUUCAUUAAUUUUAAAAUGAUUUCUUAAGAAUUUGACUUGCUAACAUCUGAGAAUUACAAGCACGAAGAUGGAAGUUGUUCGUGUGUUCAAUAAUGAGUUAUCCUCAUUAUAUGAAGUCAAACCUCCUGUUUCAAAGGCAAAAAUGACACAAAUCACCAAAAGUGCAAUCAAGGGUAUAAAAUUUUACAAGCAUAUUGUGCAAAGUGUAGAAAAGUUCAUACAAAAGUGUCGGCCAGAGUACAAAGUUCCAGGGUUGUAUGUUGUGGACUCUAUAGUAAGGCAGUCUCGUCAUCAAUUUGGUGCUGAUAAAGAUGUCUUUGGGCCACGGUUUGUUAAAAAUAUUUCCAUUACAUUUCAACACCUGUUCAAGUGUUCAGAAGAUGACAGACCAAAAAUCAUUCGAGUUUUAAAUUUGUGGCAGAAAAAUAAUGUAUUUCCCAUUGAUGUGAUACAGCCUUUACUAGAUAUGGGGCAUCCUAAUUCUGCCACUGAAUCAUUAACAACAGUCGAAGAUGCUCAGAAUUCCCGGCACAAAGCAAAUGAUUCAAGCUGGAAAGGUUGGCCCCAGAGUAACGAAGAACCUGUGCCAGAAAAUAGAACAUAUGCUGAGAUAACAACUACAAAUCUUGAAAAAUUUACUAAAGCCGAAAUGAUUAAUUCUAUGGAAGAAGAAAUAUCUAGGUCAUCAGCAAACAAAAUACAAGCCAAACCUGUUGAAGAAACUGUUAAGUUUAAUAAAGAUCUGCUUGCUUUCGAUUAUGGGGAUGAAGAAGAUGAAGAAGAAGUCAAAAAUGAUGAUGGUCAUUUAUCUAACCAAACAAAUGCGCUGGCAUUUAGCAUGGCCCAGAAUUUUCUAAGCAAUCCAGACCUAUUAAAACAGAUUCAACAGAUGCAGAAAACAAUUCAACAAAAUGAAGCAUUAAAAGCAAUGAACUCGGAUCCAGCUAUGCAAACUCAAGCUAAAGCUGCAGAUAAUGACGGAACUUUUCAGUCUGAAGUUCACAACAGCCCUCAGCAACAUUUGUUGCCAUCAGCUCCUACGUAUCAGCAACCUAUAAUGCCUCAUAACCUGCAACUAUCGCAGAGUGAGGCCGACAGAGAUGACCGAGUAUUACCUGAACCGCAAAUGCCACCACGGGAUUUAGAUGAGAGAUCACUUGCUUCAGUUUUGGCAUCACAUGAUAGACUGUUACCUACCAUGUGCCUUGCAGCUUUUCAGCAAACAGGUCUAGCAACAAAUCUACCUGUUGCUCAUUGUGAAGCUGACAAGGAUGACAGAAAAAUACCUGAACCUGCCAGGCCACCACAAGAUUUAGAUGAACGAUCUCUUGCUUCAAUAAUUGCACCACUUGAUAGAGUUGUGCCAACUAUGCAGUACGCAGAUGGUACAAAUAUGUUAUAUUCAUACGACAAAAGCCAAAUGCAAUUUCCUCCGCCUCAACCAGGAAUGAACGUUUUAGACUCCCUAUCAAUGGAACGAUCCUUUUCUCAGGCUUUACCUCCUGAGCAGCACCUUCUGCCAAACAGUGGAAUUGAUGAAGAUGAUAGGGUGAUGUAUAGUCUUCCUGGAGAACCACCAUUACCUCCACAAGAUUUCGACGAGCGUUCAUUAAUGAUGCCUACGGAUGAACGAGGGCGAAAAGAAAAAUCACGAUCUCGAUCAGGAUCCAGGUCAAGAGGACGUGGAAAGCACAGAAGUCGCUCCCGAUCACCACGUAGGAAAAGAUCAGGAUCACGAUCCAGGACGCGUAAACGUUCUCGAUCAAGAGAAAGGGAAAGAAUACGAGAAAAGGAAAGAGAGCGAGAAAGGGAACGUGAAAGGAGGCGGAAGGGAAUACCACCUAUUAAGAAGGGCUUUAUUAGUGUGUGUAGUACAACAAUUUGGCUUGGACAUGUACCAAAAUCCUGUUCUGAAAUUGAUAUAAGCAGUUUAUUCUCACCUUAUGGAAGUAUUUCAUGCAUAGAUAUGAUUCCACCUAGAGGAUGUGCUUAUGUAGUAAUGGAGAGGCGACAAGAUGGUCAUCGAGCUUUGCAAAAAUUAAAAAAUGCAAAAUUGCAGGGAAGCACUAUAAAGAUGGCAUGGGCUCCUGGAAAAGGAGUGAAGGGCAAAGAGUAUAAAGAUUAUUGGGAGGUAGACUUGGGUGUAAGCUAUGUGCCAUUUGAAAAAGUGUCUGAUGACAGUGAAGCUUUAGAUCUGUUAGAAGAAGGUGGAUUUAUAGAUGAAGAUUCCUUACCUGACCACUUAAGAGCUUUGAAGAAAACUCCAAGUGAGGAAAAGCAAAGUGUUAACCUAAGUAAGGUGAAUAAUGAAACAUCAAAACCAUUUAAUGAGAUGACAACUGCGCCAAACAUGGUACCACCUCCCGUCAUUCCACCUACAUCAGUUGCUUUGCCAAUGGUUAUGCCUCAUCUGAUGCAACCUCAAUUUGGGUUGCAUUUGCCAGGAUUGUUGCCUCCUCAAGCAAUGGUAAUGCAAGUUCCCAUGGGAAUACCACCGCCAAACCCAAUGCUAAUGGUUCAGCCGCAAGCUCAAAAUAUUUUGAAUAAUCAACCUCUUCAAAUGGUCGGUGGAGUUCCACAGAUGGUUUCUCGAUCUGUUCCUCCACCUGUUACUUCUACCUUACCAAGUUUGAAAAAUAUCCCACGAGCAGAUCACAUUUUAGGAUCACCUAUGGUUGCAGCAACGACUACUACUGGUGAUGCAACUCCAACAGAAGAGGAUGGAACAAGUGUUUCUUCUCCAAAUGUUCUUCCAACAUCAUCAGCUGCAUCUACUUCACUUUCUAUUUCAUCUACACUUGCAGGAUCUACUCUCAGCCAGUUCAAUGCGCAGUUAAGUGUCCAUAAUGUUACCAGAUCUAUGCUGUCUGUUCCUCCUCCAGUAUCUACUGCAAUUGCACCAAUACCAUAUCCUCCACCUAAUGUGAAUUUUACCAUCCCUCCUCCUGGUGUAAGGCCUCCAGGUCAAGGUCACAUUAUUCCAAAUUCUCAGUUUCCAUGGAUGCCAAAGCUUUCUAAUACUUCCUUUGAUGCCGAAUCUGGUCAACCUAACUCAUCUGCUCCUCGAUCUAUAGUGCCCCCUCAAUCAGGAACACAUUUACAUAUGUUUGGAAACCGGCCACCUUUUCACGAAUCAUCUCCAACUCAACCUAAUACCCCUAUAAAAGAUCGAAGUGAUAGAAAUUCUGCAAACGUUGAUUCAUUAGGAAAUCGAAGCAUUUCUCCUCGUCAUGACAAAUCAGUUGAAAUGGUUAUCAGUACAGAUGAUGAGUCUUCUAUGGAUCAGGAAUAUCCUAGAGCUGAAAUCCCUCCUGGAGGACCUGGACCUAGAUUUCCAAUCACAGAAUUUCCAAGAAUUCCUUUAAAUAUGCCCCGAAUGCUGGGACCACCACCACCGGGUCCAAUGCAAGGUCCCAGAUUUUCACGGGGCAUGCAUAUGGGUUCACCAUAUCCAAUGAGGAUGGGUGGACCAAGAGGAAUUGGAGGGCAUGGUAUGCAUCCCAGAAUGGAGAUGGAAUUUGCAAUGCAUGCAGCAGGUUCCCUGGGUCCUAGAAUUCCUACACCGCACAGAAAUGAAAUGCACCCUCAUGAAGGUAGAAAUUGGUAUAAUCGUGAUAAUCCUCCUUUCGAAAGAGACGGAGAUCGUCACUUUCGCAAUGAUUGGAAUCGCGACAGUUGGGUAACAUCUGAUGAUGUUGAAACAAAUUCAGCUCAUUUGCCUAGAACUAAUGAUGGCAAUAGGCAGGAUGAUAGCAUGGAUCAGUGGAAUCGUGGUGGACGUUUGUCCGAAAUGGAAAAGGGAAAUAAUAACGAAACCAGUUUUAGUUCAGACAAAAACAACUCUCCUGUGAAAGGUGAUAAGUUUAGUUCUGAUAAAGGUGAUAAGAAAACUGAUAAACCUAAAUUAAGUAAGAGUUUGAUGCAUGAUAUGUUUAAAUUGCAAUUUUAUCAAAGGGACCAAAAACCUAGUAUUUCACUAAGUAAAAAGCUAGAAAAAAGUAGAUUAGAAAAGCUAGAAGAAAGUAGAUUACAAAAGCUAAAAGCUCAAAAUGCUGAGAAAGAAAAUUCUACCACCCUCAAACCUGAAGAUGUUAAGACUGAAAAUACUAUUGCGCUGUCUGGAGUGGAAAGUGAAGAGAAGAAAUCUUCAAAUGAUUCAAUGCAAUUGCUACACUCUUCAGGUACGACAAAAAGGGAUAGAGAUGCUCGGAAAAGAUCUCGAUGGGGCCGCACGCUUUCAGAGGAGCGUGAAUUCCAAGAGCAAAAACGUUUCGAAAUAGAAUUGAAAUUCCAAAGCUACGAACAAUCUCAUGCUGCUCAGCAACCUCCAGUAAACCCUAAUUCAGAAACAGAGAAUCCGAUUCCGACAGAAAAUUCCAGUGAUGUGGAAGUACAAAAUGCUCCUAUGAAUACAAAUUGUGAUAUUGUAAAUACUCCGGUGUCUCAAGAUAAUGAAGUUGCUACACAUGUGCAAGCUAGUGAAGUUGCAUCUGAUUUACUAGAUAGUACUCUAUCGCAUUCAAUCAAAGAUGAAACUAAUAUUAAUAGUAUGAAGUCUUCAGAUGAUAAAUCAGACUUUGAAAGUACAAUAACCUCUUCCUCACAAGACAAUAUGGCUAACAAUAAUAAUACAAUAGCACCAGCAAUAAUGGACAGUACAGUUAUUGAUAGUAGUACAGUAUCUACAAUGAUAGACAAUACUGACAUUGUUAGCCCAACAGUUGCACCUACGAGGCUAGAUGAUAUAGCUAUGGUUAAUUCUGAAAGUCUUUCAAACACCCCAUUGUUGAAAGAUGAUGUAGCCAUGAUAGAUAACGAAAGUGUUUCAAACACACCUAUGGUGAUAGAUAACUCGGUUAAUAAUGAAAAUGUUUCAGACAUACCCGAGAUGACGCAUCCCAAAGAUGAUGUUGCUCUAGUUACUUUGGAAAGUGUUACAAAUACACCUGCAUCAAAACAGAUAGUCACGGUCAAUCUUGAAAAUAUAACGUCAAAUCAGUCAGACAGUCUAAAUACUCCAACUGUUUUAAAUGAAAAAAUUAAUUUAGACAAUAUGAAGUCUCCAAUACUACCAAAUCAUUUAACAGAAAGUACUAUAGAAAGUGGAGAAAAUACUAGUGAUCUCACUGCAAAUACACAAGAUGGUGUGAGAACUAUACCAGAUGAUAAUGAAAGGAUAGAAAAUGCUAAUAUAACAAAUUCUCCACUAUUAUCUGCUGAAAAUUAAUAUAAAAUUAAAAUAAUGCUUGUCUUCACUUGUGUAUAUCAUCAAAACUCCCAGCUCAGAAUAACUUAUGUGCUUUAAAGUUAUGCUUAAGGCAUUUUAAACUUCAUACAUCUGCCAUUUAAAAGCCAAAUAUUAUUGGCUGUUGUUAUAUAAGACUUCUUACAAGUUGUUUAAAGUUGUACAAAUGCAUAUAGAUAUAAAUUAUCUAUUCUUCUAUUUUUAUUUUUUAGGUAAAUAAAUUAAAAUUAUAUUGUUAUGUUUUAAUCCUGCAGUUUUUCUCAGUUCAUCACUGAUAUAUCUGGUAAUUUCUGUAACAUCUAUGCACAAAUACUGAAAUCCUUGUUUACUUUGAACUUAUUAUUUGACUGAUAACUUUACACAGCAGAAAAUGGUAAGUUUUAUUGUCAAAUGCAAAUGACAAAGAUUAUCAAGAAGUGCACAUUAAGCAACAUGUGGAAAACAGCUUUGCUGUGGACUUCGCUCACUUACAUUCAAUUGGAUGUAAGUUCCAAGGUACUGUUGAUUUUUCUUUUUGAAUUCCUUUGAAUUUGAAAAUUUAGAGUUGCCAACUACAGAUGCUGAAAAUUUUGAAAUGUUUGCAUGUUUGUUACAGCUCUAGUCUACUCCAACAAAAGCAAUCUUGAAAUCAAGUUCUUUUUCCCAUAAAUGUGAUUGCCAAAAAUGAAAAGGUUAAGUUUUUAUUUAGCUUUGAUCUGUUGGUUAUUCUCUGAACUCAUCAAAGAAAUGACUAUUGAAUCCAAUUGAAUUUUUCAAUUCCUUACAGAAAUGAUUCGCUGUGAGAAGAAAACAACACUAAGAACCUUGGAAGUUGAUACUAAAACAAAGUAAAGGGAAAUGCUCUUACAUUUAAAGAACCUUUUAUUUUAUGUUGUGGAUUGUGUUGCAGUUUAAGGAGGACAAUUGCAUUGAAAUAGUUUUAAUUCUUUGGGUUUAAAGUAACAAAUUGAAUACUUUCUGACAUAUUUUGAUGUAUUGUUGGCAACUCUAUACCUAUGCCACAGAUUUUAAAGUGUGCCAAAAAAAAAAAAUGUGAAUAAAAAUGGAGUUUUUCACAGCAAUUUUUCUCAACAUCCUUCUACAUUACAAACAAUCAACGAAUGUAAAGUUUGUUCAUUUGGAUGCUGCUUUUGUAGAAGUGAUACAGUAAUUGUAAAAUUAUUUUGAAGUAAUAAUUGGAUUUGUGCAUGUUUACCAAUUAGUAAAUUUUACUAACUCUCUGCAAAACAGACUUCUGUUCUCUCUCUUGUUUAGAAAACAAUUCCUGAUGUUCAUUCAAGUAGUUUUGUACCUUUGUAUUAUUAAAUAGUUCAUUAACUGUGCUUUAACACUUUUGAAACUGUGGCAUCAGGUAUUUAAAAAUAAUGUCUAUUAUUGUGCCAUUUAACUUUCAAUUUGUAAAAUAAUACUUUCCUUUAAAUUGGCAGUGAGAUGUCUUUUUUAUUAUUAUUAAAUAAACCCUUAUUAUCCAUUAAGAUAUGGAUUUUAGGUAACAAUGCAACUAUUUUAUUGAGGUUUUCUUACUACCGAAUUUCUAAUUUUUUUAGCCUCAUGGUAGAAAAGGAAGGGGGUCGGCUAGAGUAAUUUAAAGUAUAAUUCAAGCAAAAGUAUGCUGGGAGUGUCAAAGUAACUGAUAUGAAAAUUACAGUAAUUGUAGAAGCACUUUUUAUGAUAUCACUCAAAAUAGUUUUUGUAUUAAAAAGGCGAUUUCGGAAGAGAAUGUUGAUCCAGAAAGAAAUAACUGUUG
Molecule: messenger RNA, 7030 nt
Organism: Uloborus diversus
Lineage: Eukaryota; Metazoa; Arthropoda; Arachnida; Araneae; Uloboridae
Gene: Isha
Product: SR-related and CTD-associated factor 4-like
Exons: 17
Coding region: 106-5265 (1719 amino acids)
Cellular component (GO): nucleus
Molecular function (GO): RNA binding
Source: RefSeq, a predicted model, not a curated record